Molecule: messenger RNA, 2566 nt
Organism: Sorghum bicolor (sorghum)
Lineage: Eukaryota; Viridiplantae; Streptophyta; Magnoliopsida; Poales; Poaceae
Product: protein spotted leaf 11
Exons: 4
Coding region: 92-2092 (666 amino acids)
Biological process (GO): cell surface receptor signaling pathway; protein ubiquitination
Cellular component (GO): cytoplasm; nucleus
Molecular function (GO): ubiquitin-protein transferase activity; protein binding
Source: RefSeq, a predicted model, not a curated record
UCUGACUAGUCACUAGCACUAGCUGGGGCCGCCGCGCUGGGAGGACGCGGUCCGGUUCACGCCGCCUCGACUCGCCUCGGCCCUCGCCGCCAUGGCCGGCGAGGCCGCGGAGAGGGUGGCCGCCGCCGUGGAGGCGGUGGGAUCCGGUGGCUGGGAGUUCCGGAACGCGUACAGGCGCCAGCUGCUGGCGCUGUCGCGGCGGAUCCGGCUCCUCGGCCCCUUUGCCGAGGAGCUCCGGGAGGCGCGCCGUGGGCGGCCCGCGGAGGAGGAGGAGGAACAGGAGCGGGCGCUGGCGCCGCUCGCCGACGCGCUGGAGGAGGCGCUCGACCUGCUCCAGCUCGGCCGCGAUGGCAGCAGGAUCUUCCUGGUCCUUGAUAGGAAUAAAGUAAUGAAGAAGUUUCAUGAAUCAAUUGCUCAGCUGGAGCAAGCCUUGUGUGAUUUUCCAUACGAUAAAUUGGAUAUAUCUGAUGAAGUUACAGAGCAGGUUGAGUUAGUGCAUGUACAGCUCAAAAGAGCCAAAGAACGGGUUGACAUGCCUGAUGAUGAGUUCUACCAUGAAUUACUUUCACUGUAUAACAAGAGCCAUGACCCAAGUGCUGAAUUGGAUAUCCUUGGAAGAUUGUCAGAAAAGUUGCACCUGACAACCAUCACUGAUCUCACACAAGAAUCGCUUGCCUUGCAUGAGAUGGUGGCAUCUGGUGGUGGUAACGAUCCUGGAGAACACAUUGAAAAAAUGUCAAUGCUAUUGAAGAAGAUCAAGGACUUUGUGCAAACUCAGAACCCUGAAAUGGGCCCGCCGGUGACUACCAAGGUAAUGGAUUCCAACGGGGAGCCAAGACCUAUAAACAUUCCUGAUGAGUUCCGGUGUCCAAUUUCUCUUGAGCUGAUGAAAGACCCUGUUAUUGUUGCUACUGGCCAGACAUAUGAGCGGGCAUUCAUCGAGAAAUGGAUAGCUUCUGGGCAUCAUACUUGUCCAAAUACUCAACAGAGGAUGCCAAACACGACACUGACACCAAACUAUGUUCUUAGAAGCCUUAUUGCGCAGUGGUGCGAAGCCAACGGGAUUGAUCCACCGAAGCGCCCAACGGAGGCUGACAAACCCACAUCUUCAUGCUCUCCAAGUGAACGUGCUAUCAUCGAUGCUCUCCUCUCCAAGUUAUGCUCUGCAGAUCCUGAGGAACAGAGAUCAGCUGCUGCAGAGCUCCGGCUCCUAGCAAAGCGGAAUGCAAAUAAUCGGAUCUGCAUUGCCGAGGCUGGUGCCAUUCCCUUACUAUUGAGUCUCCUGUCGUCAUCUGACCUGCAGACUCAGGAACAUGCUGUGACUGCACUUCUAAACCUCUCUAUACAUGAGGAUAACAAGUCUAGCAUCAUAUUAUCUGGUGCUGUCCCAGGCAUAGUCCAUGUUCUGAAGAAUGGAAGCAUGCAGGCACGAGAGAAUGCUGCAGCCACCCUUUUCAGCCUAUCGGUGGUUGAUGAAUACAAAGUAACAAUUGGGGGAACAGGAGCUAUCCCUGCCCUUGUAGUUUUGCUAAGUGAGGGCAGCCCACGUGGGAUGAAGGAUGCAGCAGCUGCUCUAUUCAACUUGUGUAUUUACCAAGGGAACAAGGGCCGUGCUAUACGAGCUGGCCUUGUGCCACUCAUCAUGGGGCUCGUGACAAACCCCACUGGUGCGCUGUUGGAUGAGGCUAUGGCGAUACUCUCAAUACUCUCCAGCCACCCUGAGGGUAAGGCUGCGAUCGGUGCAGCAGAGCCUGUUCCCGUGCUUGUGGAGAUGAUUGGAAGUGGGUCACCGAGGAAUAGAGAGAAUGCUGCAGCUGUGAUGUUGCACCUGUCUGUGCAUAACGGGCAUUUAGCUCGGGCACAGGAGUGCGGCAUCAUGGUUCCACUACGGGAACUGGCCCUGAAUGGCACAGACAGGGGUAAAAGAAAGGCGGUGCAGCUCCUUGAGCGAAUGAGCAGAUUCCUUGUUAUGCAACAUGAGGAUACUGUUUCCCAACAAUUGGACGAGAUUGAACGUCAAUUUGCCGCCUUAGGACCUAAUGUUACAGAGGCUGAUCUUGAACAAUUGGGUGAACAAUUGGGAUAUCUUUAACCUCCACAUGCUAUGGUUGCAUGAUGAUGAUGAAUCUAUCGUCGCCACAAUACUACCAAAUGUUUUUUUUGGAUAAGUUACCAAAAGGACGAGCAAGCUGUAUCCGAGUCACUUGGCUUCUGGAUCCAUGGUUUAUGCUGAACGAGAGUUCUUGUAUGGCAAUGUUCAAUCGGCACUGAAAUCUGUGAUGAUCCGUCUGGCUUGGCUUCUUCCAUGCUUGUGUGCUGAAGCUCCCAUCGCUCCAUAUCUGUUUCUGGGUACGUAAGCUAGCCCAGAAUGUUGAGAUGUGUACAGUCUACUUAGUAUGCCGCUCCAAACGUCAUGUAUGGCUAUGUUUUGACUAGAAUAUGUACAUUUUUCACUAUGGUACUAGAUAAAUGAGAAGUUCUAGCGGCAGACUUGAUCAGUAAAUCUUAUUUCAUGCUACUGGAUGUUGGCGUGAGUUUCAGAUUUCAGAAUAUGUUGACGCGUAUG